Molecule: messenger RNA, 363 nt
Organism: Psilocybe cubensis
Lineage: Eukaryota; Fungi; Basidiomycota; Agaricomycetes; Agaricales; Agrocybaceae
Exons: 2
Coding region: 1-363 (120 amino acids)
Source: RefSeq, a predicted model, not a curated record
AUGAAGGAGCACAACGUCGAGCUUGACAUGGAUGCCAAACACAGCGACGACCUCUCAACCGCGCACAACGACGACUCGUCGGCACUCUGCCUGUCUCACAACCCUGCCACCACUCUCACCCGGCUUCACCCGCUCUCUGCGUUCUGUGGUUAUCUCAGUCCUGUAACGCUCUCAACCCCGCUUGAUCCUAACCUUCCUCCCCACUCAACACAACCGCUUUACCCUCGAUCUCGCGCUCACCCCGCAACGCACUCCCUCCCCUUUACAUUUCCUCUCAUUUAUGCGGCUAAACACCUGACAUUCUUCCUAAACAUUGCAACUCGCCGCACUGUGUGUGGCCUUCCACAGGCGGCGAUGGUUUGA